This is a messenger RNA of Ostreobium quekettii, 183 nucleotides long. NCBI's taxonomy places the organism in Eukaryota, Viridiplantae, Chlorophyta, Ulvophyceae, Bryopsidales, Ostreobiaceae. The record is from the annotation of a GenBank genome assembly.
GUCGAACGAGGUGCGGCGAAGCCCCCUAUUUGCGUAAUCCACGACGUCCUCCCAGAGGCCAAGAAUUUUCCAGACACAGCCCUCGUGGAUGCCAAACCCAUGGGAGAUCACCGCAUGCCGAGCCUUGCAAACCACCAGCCUGCUGGAAGCAGAGAGGAGUUCGGCGACGCCUUUGGCGGAUAG